AAUGCUGUUUGUGGCUUUUAAAUUGAAAUGGUUUCAUCAUAGAGAGACUUAAGCACCUUUAGCGUUAGAUUAAACAGUUUAAACAAAUGGGGCGGAGCAAAAAGGCAGGACGUGGGAGAUCUGCUCGGGGAGGCUUUAAAAAUAGUGACAGAAAAACUCAUCGGUCAGAAAAGUUCAGUGAUGUAGAAACAGAACUCGAUGGCCUAACCGUGGCAUGCAGUUCGUCAUCUUCAAUUGGGACAGAUGAACCAUUAAUUCCUCAAAGUAUUUCACUGGCUAUGUGGGACCUGGAACAUUGUGAUCCACGAAAAUGCACUGGGCGUAAGCUGAGUCGGAUGGGACUAGUACGAAGUUUGCGACUGAAUCAGCGUUUUCCUGGACUUAUAUUAUCUCCCAUGGGCACUGUCCCAGUUUCACCACAGGACAGAGAUAUUGUCACUUCUGGAGGUAUAGCAGUCAUUGACUGUUCUUGGGCUCGGCUUGAAGAUACACCUUUUGGACGAAUGAAGGGAAGUCAUCCUCGCCUGCUACCUUAUUUUGUUGCCACCAAUCCCAUCAAUUAUGGUCGUCCUUGGAAAUUGUCCUGUGUUGAGGCUUUUGCUGCAACCUUGUGGAUUACUGGUUAUCGUGAGCAGGCUGAGUCAAUUUUAGCCAAGUUCAAGUGGGGAACAACUUUCAUACAGGAGAACUGUGACUUGCUUGAUAGGUAUGCUGCUUGCAGCACACCUGCUGACAUUACAGCAGCUCAAGAGGCACAUCUGCAGCAACUGCAGCAUGACCAUGAAGAAAACAGAGAAAAAGAUCUUCUUUACAUUGACGCAUCAUUGGAUGUUUGUAAUCCUAAUCGCCCAGUACACGCACAGCACCUACAAGUCUCAGAUUCUGAGACGAGAGUGAAAAUGAGGAUACUGGUGAGGAAGAAGUUUCAAGAGACUCUGGUGAGGAAACAAAUACCACAGAAGAAGAUGAAGAAGAAUCAAAGAAAAACACAGAAUUUAAUAAAGAUGUGAUAACUACUGAUGAAGUAAGAAAAGCUGCUUUAGAUGACCAGAGACUGAAUAAAAACAGCACAACAAAUCAAGACAUCAGGGAUGAAGAGGGUACUUGAGCAAGGAAUGUAUAUAUUUAGUGGACUGUACCAUUCAAGUGAAGAUGUAUGUAAGGUGGAUGAGCAUGUAAACUUUGGUGCUUACUUGGUCAGAUGUCAUAGAUUGAAAAUGCUUUAUACAGAUAUGCAGAAAAACGAAGGUUUAGGUUCAUUUUUUUUUUUUUCUCUCACUCUCUAAUGCAAAUGGGAAAAUGCCUCCAAAGUCAGUAGGGUCUUUAAAAAAAAUAAAAUUACUUCCACAAAGCUA
This is a messenger RNA of Pomacea canaliculata, 1355 nucleotides long. Its product is annotated as ribosome biogenesis protein TSR3 homolog. The record is from RefSeq and is a predicted model, not a curated record. The transcript has 6 exons. Bases 87 to 1010 code for a protein of 307 amino acids. Gene Ontology annotation, molecular function: rRNA small subunit aminocarboxypropyltransferase activity. Lineage: Eukaryota; Metazoa; Mollusca; Gastropoda; Architaenioglossa; Ampullariidae. Gene Ontology annotation, biological process: maturation of SSU-rRNA.